UCUAGGGCAGAAAAAACUGAAGUGUUAAGCGACGAUCUUCUGCAGGUGGAGAAGCGGUUGGACCUGGUCAAACAGGUGACCCACAGCACUCACAAGAAGCUGACGGCCUGCCUGCAGGGUCAGCAAGGGGCUGAAGAGAGAGAGAAGAAAUCAGUCAAGUCUCCCUCGAAAAAGCUCCCACUAACCAUCCUGGCACAAUGUAUGGUAGAAGGAGCUGCUGUGCUAGGGGACGACUCUCUACUAGGGAAGAUGCUGAACCUGUGUGGGGAGACAGAGGAGAAGCUGGCCCAGGAACUGAUUCAGUUUGAGUUCCAGAUAGAGAAGGAUGUGGUGGAGCCUCUCUAUGAGCUGGCUGAGGUGGACAUUCCCAACAUCCAGAAACAGAGGAAACAUUUAGCCAAGCUGGUGCUGGACAUGGACUCAGCUCGCACACGGUUUCACCAGUCGUCCAAGUCCUCCAGUCACCCUAGCAACCUGCAGGCGGGCGGGGCCAAGGGGGAGGCCCUCAGAGAGGAGAUGGAAGAGGCAGCCAAUAGGAUGGAGAUCUGCAGGGAUCAACUAUCAGCGGAUAUGUAUAAUUUUGUGGCCAAAGAAAUAGACUAUGCAAACUACUUUCAGACGCUCAUAGAGAUCCAGGCAGAAUAUCACAGGAAGUCUCUAGAGAUCCUCCAGAGUGUCCUGCCCACCAUUAAAGCUCACCAGGAGGCGUGGGUGGAGAAGCCUUCGUAUGGCAAGGCCCUGGAGGAACACCUGACCAUCAGCAGCAGAGAGAUCGCCUUCCCCAUCGAGGCCUGUGUCACAAUGCUGCUGGAGUGUGGUAUGCAGGAGGAGGGUCUGUUCAGAGUGGCUCCCUCGGCCUCCAAGCUGAAGAAGCUGAAGGCCUCCCUGGACUGUGGUGUUAUGGACGUACAGGAGUAUUCAGCUGACCCUCACGCCAUCGCAGGGGCUCUGAAAUCAUACCUCCGUGAGCUUCCAGAGCCACUGAUGACCAGUGAACUUUACGAGGACUGGAUUCAGGCGUCAAAUAUUCAGGAUAUGGACAAGAGACUACAAGCUCUGCUGGCGGCGUGUGAAAAACUACCAACUGACAACUUCAACAAUUUCAGAUACUUAAUCAAGUUCCUAGCCAAGCUAGGAGAUGAUCAGGACUCCAACAAGAUGACUCCUGGUAACAUGGCCAUAGUUCUGGGUCCCAACCUGCUCUGGACUCACUCCAACGAGAGUGGGAACGUGACAGAGAUGAUGACCACAGUGUCUCUUCAGAUUGUGGGGAUCAUAGAACCCAUCAUACAGCACGCUGACUGGUUCUUCCCUGGAGAUAUUGAGUUUAAUCUGACAGGCUGCUACGGCAGUCCCGUCCACACCAACCACAACUCAAACUACAGCUCCAUGCCUUCGCCAGACAUGGACCAAUCAGAACGCAAGCUGCCGCACGACCAUGGCAGACGCCCACUCAGCGUUGCCACUGACAACAUGAUGCUGGAAUUCUACAAGAAGGAUGGCAUAAGGAAAAUACAAAGUAUGGGUGUCCGGGUGAUGGACACGUCCUGGGUGUCCCGUAAGGGUUCGUCCACCCUGGCCCGUAAGGCCUCGUCCACCCCUCCCAGUGUCCAGGGUCCUGGCUCCCCUGCUGACCACUCCCUCAUCCUGGAGCAGCCUGGAGAGCUGGCCCAGUCCCCCUCACCCCCACCUCAACCUGGGGAAAGGGACCGGAUUGGCUCAGACGACGUGUCGCCCAAUCGGCCGGACUCCUCUCAUGUCUACCCUCCCCCCGGGCCAGGGGAGGUGCGGCCGCCCCCUCCCUACCCCACCUCCACCCUACCCCACCCCGCCCCCCACCACUUCUACCCCCACCCCAAGGUCCUACCCUGUCCUCGCCCCGUGGCCCCAGGGCCAGAGUCCCAGCCCCCCGGCUCCCCUCCUCUCCCGCUGCGAUGGUCUGGCUUCACCCCCCCUCUCCCGCCUCCCACCUCCUCCUCUUCCUCCUCCUCUUCCUCGCUUGACAUCAACUCCAACCCCAAACCCAGCUGCCUGCAUUUCCCCUCCAAACACGGCCUCCCGCACGGCCACCCGCUGCCAGGUGACAUGUCGCUGCCGCCUCAUGCUCCCCUGCCCCCCGAUAUGUGUAAGGCCUCGCCCCUCUACAUGAAAACCCCCCUGGUACUGGCCCGUCAUGACCUGUCCCUGGGCAUGAGCAUGGGCAAUCCCCCUAGCCUGCUGUCCUCCGCCCCCCCGCU
This is a messenger RNA of Salvelinus namaycush (lake trout), 2237 nucleotides long. Its product is annotated as rho GTPase-activating protein 44-like. The record is from RefSeq and is a predicted model, not a curated record. The annotation marks the transcript as partial. Gene Ontology annotation, molecular function: protein binding; GTPase activator activity. The transcript has 18 exons. NCBI's taxonomy places the organism in Eukaryota, Metazoa, Chordata, Actinopteri, Salmoniformes, Salmonidae. Gene Ontology annotation, biological process: regulation of actin cytoskeleton organization; regulation of dendritic spine morphogenesis; positive regulation of GTPase activity. Gene Ontology annotation, cellular component: cytoplasm; postsynaptic density; leading edge membrane.